Messenger RNA from Nycticebus coucang (slow loris), 1336 nucleotides. Its product is annotated as CAAX prenyl protease 1 homolog. The record is from RefSeq and is a predicted model, not a curated record. Gene Ontology annotation, biological process: CAAX-box protein processing. Gene Ontology annotation, cellular component: endoplasmic reticulum membrane. Lineage: Eukaryota; Metazoa; Chordata; Mammalia; Primates; Lorisidae. The coding region runs from base 149 to 850 and encodes 233 amino acids. The transcript has a single exon. Gene Ontology annotation, molecular function: metalloendopeptidase activity.
UAUAAUACUUUUGUGAUAGAAGAAAAACAUGGUUUCAAUCAACAGAUGUUGUGAUUCUUCAUGAAAGAUGCAAUCAAGAAAUUUAUUGUGACUCAGUGUAUUUUAUUGCCCGUGUCUUCACUACUACUUUAUAUUAUCAAAAUUGGGGAUGACUAUUUUUUUUAUUUAUGCCUGGCUGUUCACAUCAGUUGUGUCUCUGGUUCUUGUCAUAAUCUAUGCUGAUUAUAUUGCCCCUUUAUUUGACAAAUUCACACCUCUGCAUGAGGGAAAGCUUAAACAAGAAAUUGAAAUAGUUGCAAAGAGUAUUGACUUUCCUUUGACUAAGGUGUAUGCUAUUGAAGGAUCUAAACGCUCUUCCCACAGCAAUGCUUAUUUUUAUGUCUUCUUCAAGAACAAGCGAAUAGUUUUGUUUGACAUUCUAUUAGAAGAAUACUCUGUACUAAACAAAGACAGCCAGGAAGAUUCUGGCAUGGGACUCCACAAUGGUGAAGAAGGGGAUAAUGAAGAAAUGAAAACUAAAGUUAAAAAUAAGAAACAAGGAUGUAAAAAUGAGGAGGUGCUUGCUGUACUAGGCCAUGAACUGGGGCACUGGAAGUUGAGACACACAGUCAAAAACGUCAUUAUUAGCCAGGUUCUUUCUUUUUGCUUAACAGUCCUAAGCUGCAGAUCUCAAGCUGAUGCAUCUGCCAAGAAACUUGAGAAGGCUAAAGACUUAUAUUCUGCUUUAAUCAAACUUAACAAAGUUAACUUGGGAUUCCCUGUUUCUGACUGGUUAUUUUCAAUGUGGCAUUAUUCUCAUCCUCUGCUACUAGAGAGACUUCAAGCUUUGAAAAGUUCAAAACAAGACUGAGAUGCCCAGGGUCUGUGACUGAAGACAUUUCUGAUUAUUUCUGUCCUGGCAGCAUGUUCUAGCUCUUGAUGUUUUUAAACUUUUGCUUUUUAAAGAAAAAUUACUAACUACAUAAAAGCCCAGAUUUAAUUACAUUCAAUAUCUCAUUUCAAAAAUGAUUUUAAUAAUCCAUUUCUUAAACACUGGAUGAAAAUUGAGGCUUAAUGUUUUUUAAAGGCAUAGUUUUAUCUUUGAGAUCUAAUUUACCAUCAACUUGUAAAAUUAUUUGAGAAAAAAGAAAAGAAAAGAAAAGAAAAGAAAAGACUCUGGAUAAAUGAGAACAUACAUUCAUCUGACUCUCAAGAGGGGAGAGGAAAUGGGCAGAGGUAGUAUUUGAACAGAGAAUGUUAAUAAUCCUUCAAAAGGGAUGCAGAGCAUAGAUUGAAGCCCAAUAAGUUUUGUGUAAGAUAAAUUAAAAAAAAACAAAACAAAAAACUUACCUGGUAC